CUUAGUUUCUAGUAAAAUGGAAGAGAAAGUUCAAAACUCCUUUCUCUUUUUCCUAUUAGUUAUAUUCCUCACUGUCUUUACUGCUUCAUCAGACUCAUUUCCCUCACUCAUAUGGCCUGAAUCCGAACCCUUAGAGUUCGACCCGGAAUCCUCCAACACCCUAACUCUUCCCCUCCACCAUGUAGACGUUCUCUUCUUUAACAAAACCUCAGAGGAGCUCUUCUACCUCAUGCUUCAAAGAGACGCUGCCAGGGUCAAAGCCUUCACUUCCAAAGCUGCAGGAGAAGAAUCCAAUAAGACCCAACUAAGAUUUCCUAGAUCCAGGAAGGGUUUCAGAAGCCCAAUUAUCUCGGGUUUCCCACAUGGAACCGGCGCGUACUACACACGCAUUGGCAUUGGCACUCCCCCAAGGUACGUGAAUCUAUUUCUUGACACUGGAAGCGACGUCAUUUGGCUCCAGUGCAAGCCUUGCAAGAUUUGCUACAAUCAGACAGACGAGAUUUUUGACCCGGAAAAAUCCACCUCCUUCGACGAAAUCUCGUGCAACUCCUCCCUUUGCCAACUACAAGACCAGCCGGGAUGCAACCAGAAAAAUCAAUGCCAAUACCAAGUCACCUACGGCGAUGGUUCCGGCACAUCCGGCGAUCUUUCCACUGAAACGCUGACGGUUGGAAAAACCCGCCUACAACGUAUAACAUUCGGCUGCGGCCAUGAUAAUGAGGGUGAUUUUGGUGGAACCGCCGGUUUAAUGGGUAUUGGUGGUGGGAGCCUGUCAUUUCUAGGUCAAGUCGGAACUCGGUUUAACAAAAAAUUCUCAUAUUGUUUAGUGGACCGAUCCCAUUCCCAAAAACCAUCUUCCAUCAUUUUUGGCGAUUCGGCUAUCCCACGAACCGCGCGAUUCACUCCUUUGCUCAAGAACCCGAACCCUCGUCUUAAUGGAUUCUAUUACGUUGAGCUCCUUGGCAUCAGUGUGGAUGGCAUCCCGGUUCGCGGUAUUUCACCUUCCCUCUUCCGGUUUGACCAAUAUGGUAAUGGAGGCGUCAUCAUCGAUUCAGGCACAACCGUGACACAACUCAUUAAACCGGCUUACUUGGCUUUCAGAAACGCUUUUCGGGUUGCGGCUGCGCAUUUGAAGCGAGGGCCCGAGACCGAGUCGUUCGAUACUUGUUAUGACCUAUCAGGGCUCAGAGAGGCAAAGGUUCCCACUGUGGUGCUCCAUUUUCGGGAUGUUGACGUGUCCUUGCCGGCGAAGAACGUUCUUGCUACGUUGAAAACCAACAAGACCGGACCUUCAUGCUUCGCAUUCGCUCAAUGGGGUGGUCCAUUUUCCAUAAUCGGUAACAUCCAACAACAAGGGAUCCGCAUCGCGUAUGACUUGGCUGGAUCUCGGGUCGGAUUUGCCCCAAGAGAGUGCGUGUGAUUGUCUUGGGAAUUUGAAAUAAUUGUUUCUCAUGUUUUUUUUCCCAUCUAAACCUUAGAAAAUUAAAAGAUAAUUUUAUAGAAGGAAUAUUAAUCGCUUAAGCGUUUAAUGAAUAUUAAUCUCUUAAUCUUUUAAAACAAAGAACCUCGUAAUUAGGGAAACCAGGAUUGAGAAUACUAUUAUAAUUCACAUAUGAUACAUAUGUGUCCGUUGGAGCUGUU
Messenger RNA from Lotus japonicus, 1641 nucleotides. Its product is annotated as aspartyl protease family protein 2-like. The record is from RefSeq and is a predicted model, not a curated record. Gene Ontology annotation, biological process: proteolysis. The transcript has a single exon. Lineage: Eukaryota; Viridiplantae; Streptophyta; Magnoliopsida; Fabales; Fabaceae. The coding region runs from base 17 to 1420 and encodes 467 amino acids. Gene Ontology annotation, molecular function: aspartic-type endopeptidase activity.